This is a messenger RNA of Siniperca chuatsi (mandarin fish), 778 nucleotides long. It is a transcript of the gene tmem238a, whose product is annotated as transmembrane protein 238a. NCBI's taxonomy places the organism in Eukaryota, Metazoa, Chordata, Actinopteri, Centrarchiformes, Sinipercidae. The transcript is spliced from 3 exons. Bases 149 to 463 code for a protein of 104 amino acids. The record is from RefSeq and is a predicted model, not a curated record.
AUGGGUCCAGAGGCCGACCGGAAACAUGUCACCUGAGGGCGGUGCGCAGGUGGGUGGAGAACACCGAAGAAGGUAAACGCGGAAGUAAAGACAAAUUCCACAAGAACGAUAGAUCAGCUGCUGGACGAACAACAAUAACAAUUUCAUCAUGGCCCUGUGUGAAGGCCUCUCCCACUGUAAACUGGCUCUGGCCUUUGCUGUGUUGAUGGAUUUAGUGGGAGGAGCUGCUCUGCUGGUGGGAGUUUUCGCCCCCCUGGAGAUCAAAGGACAGGACUUUGGAGACUUACUGGUCUAUACUGGGGCUCUGUUUGUGCUGAUGUCACUGGCUGGAUGGGUGUUGUGGUACAGCGGAAACAUCGAGGGCCUGACGACCAAGAACGAGCUGGGACACAUCGGCAGCGCCGUCGACCGGCUGGCUCGUAACCUCAGCCGCAAGAUCCGCACAUACAGGAGCCAGCACUGAGCGGCGAGGAAAAGUCUGGUGAUGCCUGUGUUGUCAGUAUUAGUAUGAGAAACAGACACUGAAUUAAACUCUAAUUACUAAUAACUGGAAGUGUUACAAGCAUGUCAGAAACAUUUCAGAUGUGCACCUGUUGUUCUGUUACAUAGUCAUGCUAUUGAUGUUUUAUUAUGAUUAGUAGUAUUUUUUAUGUUUUAUAGUGUUUAGAUGAGGUUUAGAUAGUGGUCCCAUGUUGGAUUUCAAUAAAAGCCUUUUUAUACAUUAUAUGUCUGUUUUUAUUACAUUUUCAACAAUAAAAGCUUAAUUCUCUAUUCACAA